Lotus japonicus is the source of this 1236-nucleotide messenger RNA. RefSeq lists its product as uncharacterized. The record is from RefSeq and is a predicted model, not a curated record. The transcript is spliced from 2 exons. The coding region runs from base 1 to 1236 and encodes 411 amino acids. NCBI's taxonomy places the organism in Eukaryota, Viridiplantae, Streptophyta, Magnoliopsida, Fabales, Fabaceae.
AUGAAGAAGAAGGAGGCACAUGAUACUCAGAAGAAACAGGUCAAAGCAUCAACUGGCAAGAAGAGAAAACACAUUUCUUCAUCUGAUUCAGAACAAGAUGUUAUUCCAGAUGCUGCUAACAUGUCUUCCACAACAAAGAAGAGAAUCAGAGGUAAGAGAGUUCCUCUUAAUAUUCCUGAUGCUCCUAUGGACAAUGUGUCCUUCCACACUGCAGAAUCUGCUCAGAGGUGGAAGUUUGUGUAUCAAAGAAGAAUUGCUAGGGAGAAGGAACUGAGUGAGGAAGCACUCAAGGUUGAUGAGAUUGUGAGUCUUCUAACUCAGGCAGGAUUGAUCAACACUGUCAAGGAUCUUGGCAGAUGCUAUGAUCAAUUGAUCAGGGAGUUCAUUGUAAACAUCCCUGUUGACUGCAAUGAUGUUGAUAGUCCGGGCUUUCAGAAGGUUUUUGUGAGAGGUAAGUGCAUUACUUUCUCUCCUGCUGUGGUCAAUGAGUUUCUUAUGAGAGAUGCUGUGGUUGUAAAUGAGGGGGAGCCAAGUCUGCAUAUGGUGGCUCAUACUCUCACUGGAGGCCUUGUCAAGAAAUGGCCCAAGCAAGGCUUGUUGCCAUCUGCCAAAUUGUCUGCCAAGUUUGCUGUCUUGAACAAGAUUGGAGCUGCAAAUUGGGUAGCUACACAUCACACUUCUGGUGUCACUCCUCAACUGGCCAAAAUGAUCUACCUGAUUGGAACCAAGUCCAAGUUUGAUUUUGGUACUCAUGUGUUUGAGCAGACUAUCACACAUGCUGAUUCCUAUGCUGUGAAAGUGCCUAUCAUGUUUCCAACCUUGUUGACUGAACUGAUUGUGCAUCAACAUCCUGACAUUGUGAGGCCCAAUGAAUCUCAAGGUAAGAAGCUUGACCCUCUUAAAUUUGAUGAUCGUCUGUUUGCUGGGACACAUGUUCCAGACAUGGUGCUCCCUACUGCUAAGGAUUCUGAAAGUGCUAGUGGAUCCAAGCUUCCUGGCCCUGCCACGAAAGAUGUGUUGGCUGAACUCAUUGCUACUUCCAAGACUCUGGAAGAUACCAUCCAUGCCAAUGAAGAAGAGGCUGAUCUUGAAGAAGAGGUUGAGGCUGAAACAGAGGCUGAGGUUGAAGAAGGCAUAGCUGCUGAGGAAGAAGGAGAGGAGGAAUCUGAUGAAGGUGACGAAGAAGAAGAUAUUACUGGCUCUGAGAGUUCUGAAACAGAGAGUGCAUCUUUGUGA